CCCACGUGUGACAUACAGGAGGAAUUGCACGUCGUGUGGUCUCACUGUACGCCAUGAAUUUAUAUAUAUAAACGCCAGUAAAUCUGAAUAAAGCCUCCGAAAUGUUGUUUGGAAAAGAAGUGCCAUGGCGGCGCCUGGAGGGCAUGUCGUUUGGCAUGUACUCCGCCGAAGAGAUAAGGAAGUUGAGUGUGAAGACCAUCACCAAUGCCAGGUUCCUUGAUGCCGUUGGAAAUGUGGCCACUAAUAGCUUGUAUGAUCUGGCCCUGGGACCAGCAGACUCCAAAGAGGUGUGUUCAACCUGCUCUCAGGAUUUCAACAACUGCCCGGGACACCUCGGGCACGUAGAGUUGCCUCUACCUGUGUACAACCCACUGUUCUUUGAUAAACUUUACCUGUUGAUCCGUGGUUCGUGUCUGACGUGUCACACGUUAACGUGUCCCCGAGCUGCCAUCCACCUGCUGCUGAACCAGCUCAAGUUAGUGGACCACGGAGCCAUGCAGGAGGUCUGUCAGAUAGAACAAGUCCUCAGCCAGCAUCUGGAGGAGAAUCCCAAAGCCACGGGCGACGAGAUUGAGAACGUGCUGAGGGAGUUUACAAACGCAGUGGUUGGAGUGAACACUGAUGGUUCAGCAAACCCCAAACCGAUCAAACAUCUGGUUGAAAUGAAGAGCAGUCUGAUCAAUGACUUCUGGAAGAUCCACAUGAAAGGCAGAAAGUGUCCUUACUGCAGGAGUGGCAAAUCAACAGUACGUCGUGAACACAACAGUAAGAUGAUCGUCACGAUGCCGGCUGGGGCGAAGAACCUCAGCCAAACGGAUGAGGAUCUGAUGGCUGGAAGGAGAGUCUUCCUCACCGCGAGUACAGCUAGAGAGCACAUCAACCAACUCUGGGAGAAAGAAGGUUUUUUCCUGAAGUGUCUGUUCUCUGGGCUGGAGGAGAGCGUGGCGUCAAAGGAUGGAGAGAACGGUUUCUAUCCAGACCUCUUCUUCCUGGAGCUGCUGGUGGUCCCACCGUGCAGGUAUCGUCCAAUCAAUCGACUGGGUGACCAGAUGUUCACCAACGGGCAGACGGUCAACAUGCAGGCUGUCAUGAAGGACUGCGGGAGCAUAAGAAAGCUUCUGGCUCUGAUAGCGGGGGAAGCGGGGGAGAAAACGACAGAGGAGGCAGAGGCUCCAGAACAGGCGGACCAGACUUUUCUGUCUGCGAUCCCGGGAGGGACCUUGACGGAUAAACUCUACAACAUGUGGAUCCGUCUGCAGAGCCACGUAAACAUCGUGUUCGACAGUGACAUGGACAAACUGAUGACAGAGAAAUACCCUGGAAUCAGACAGAUCCUGGAGAAGAAGGACGGGUUGUUUCGGAAACACAUGAUGGGAAAACGUGUGGACUAUGCGGCACGAUCUGUCAUCUGCCCAGACAUGUACAUAGGAACCAACGAGAUCGGGAUACCUAUGGUCUUUGCCACCAAGCUGACCUACCCCCAGCCAGUCACCCCGUGGAACGUGAAGGAGCUCCGCCAGGCCGUCCUCAACGGCCCCAACGUCCACCCCGGGGCGUCCAUGGUGAUCAACGAGGACGGCAGGAAAACCAUCCUGUCGCCGACCAACCUCGCGCAGAGGGAGGCGGUUGCCAAGCAACUGCUGACGCCCUGUUCAGGUCCUCAUAAGAUGCCCAUGAAGAUAGUUAAUCGUCACAUAAAGAAUGGAGACGUUCUGUUACUCAACAGACAGCCAACUCUGCACAGACCCUCCAUACAAGCCCACUCUGCACGCAUCUUACCAGGAGAGAAGGUGUUGAGGCUCCAUUAUGCCAACUGCAAGGCGUACAACGCUGACUUUGAUGGGGACGAAAUGAACGCUCACUUCCCUCAGAGUGAGCUGGGCAGAGCAGAGGCCUACACAUUAGUCAGCACCCACCAGCAGUACCUCGUCCCCAAGGAUGGUAAACCUUUAGCCGGUCUGAUCCAGGACCACAUGGUGUCAGGAACGAGGAUGACGAUACGAGGCUGUUUCUUCACCAAAGACCAGUACACGGAGCUGGUGUACAGGGGACUGACCGACAAACUGGGCAGAGUCAAGCUACUGCCGCCAGCCAUAUUCAAACCCCAGCCGCUCUGGACGGGAAAGCAGGUGGUCUCCACUCUUCUGCUGAAUGUUAUCCCAGAGAACGCUGUACCUCUCAACCUGGUUGGCAAAUCAAAAAUCCCCAGCAAGGCGUGGAUACAAGACCCACCACGAGCUGCUCCGGGAUAUUUUCCUGAUAAGAUGUGUGACUCACAGGUGGUGAUCCGUCAGGGCGAGCUCUUAGUCGGGGUCCUGGACAAAGCUCACUACGGCUCCUCGGCCUAUGGUCUGGUCCACUGCUGCUACGAGCUGUACGGAGGCGAGACCAGCGGCAAACUGCUCAGCUGCCUGGCUCGACUCUUCACGGCGUACCUCCAGCUGUACAGAGGCUUCACGUUGGGUGUGGAGGACAUCCUGGUGAAACCCGGCGCCAACAUGCGGAGGAAAAAAAUCAUCCAAGAGUCACUGAAGAUCGGCACCAAAGCCCUCCAGGCAGCGUUCAACCUGCCCUCCAAUGUUGACCAAGCUGAGGCUCGCAGUCGUUGGCAGGACGCUCACCUCAACCCAGACCAGAGGGACUUCAGCAUGGCCGACCACAAGUUCAAGGAAGUGGCCAACCAAGUGAACAACGACAUUAACAAGGUGUGUAUGCCACUCGGACUGCACACCUCGUUUCCAGACAACAACCUCCAGCUGAUGGUCCAGUCAGGAGCUAAGGGAUCUACUGUGAACACAAUGCAGAUCUCAUGUCUGCUCGGGCAGAUUGAGCUGGAGGGACGUAGGCCUCCGCUGAUGCCUUCUGGGAAAUUCUUGCCGUGCUUCCAGCCGUACGACCCAGCGCCUGGAGCCGGGGGCUUCGUUUCUGGAAGAUUCCUCACCGGCAUCAAACCACAGGAGUUUUUCUUUCACUGUAUGGCUGGCAGAGAGGGACUGGUCGACACAGCUGUGAAAACCUCUCGAUCAGGAUAUCUGCAGAGAUGUAUCAUAAAGCAUCUAGAGGGCUUGGUGGUGCAGUAUGAUCUGACGGUGAGGGACAGCGAUGGCUCUGUGGUCCAGUUCCUGUACGGUGAAGACGGACUGGACAUCCCAAAGACUCAGUUCCUGCAGCCGAGACAGUUCUCCUUCAUAGAAGACAAUUAUGAGGUCAUCAAGAGGUCCCAGGGUCUUGACGACGUUUUGGCGCGUUUGGACCCUCAGACCGCCAGUCGACACUUUGCAGCCAUCCAGCGCUGGAAGGCGAAGAGAGAGGUGGCAUGCCCACGCACAGGAGCCUUCUUGCUGUUUUCUCAGAAGAAGUUGGCUAAACUAAAACAGUCUGAGCCAGAAAGAGGAACCGAAAUACUGAAAGAGCUCGUCCAGCAGUGGCACUCCCUGGACGGAGCCGGCAGAUCAAAAUACAGCAAGAAGGCCUCGCGCUGUCCCGAGCCCUCGCUGGGCUUGUUUAGGCCGGAUGUCUGCUUUGGAUCUGUGUCAGAAAACUUUCACGGCAUCACAGAGAAAUACCUGGAGGGCCGAGGCAGUGAGAGUGAAGACGGCGUGGACACACACAGCCUUCGCCAGCUGCUGCAUUAUAAGUGGCAGCGUUCACUGUGUGAUCCCGGUGAGGCGGUGGGUCUGCUGGCCGCUCAGUCCAUUGGCGAGCCCUCCACCCAGAUGACCCUCAACACCUUCCACUUUGCCGGCAGAGGAGAGAUGAACGUAACUUUGGGAAUACCUCGACUGAGGGAAAUCCUGAUGGUGGCCAGCUCCAACAUUAAAACCCCCAUGAUGAGCAUCCCCGUGCUGAACAGCAAGAAGGCCUUGAAGAAAGCCAAGCUGCUUCGUAAAAAACUCGCCAGGGUGUGUCUGGCUGAGGUGCUGCAGAAGGUGGAUGUCUUGGAGACGCUACGGAUUGAAAAUCACCUAAAGCUGCGGGCGUUCAAAGUCACCUUUCACUUCCUGCCUGCCGCCCGCUACUGUGAUGAUAAUCUGUUGUCACCCACUCAGAUUCUAAACUACAUGGAAACUAGGUUUUUCCGUCUCCUCCUCGACGGCAUUAAGAAACGCACCGCCAAGCUGGCCUCCAUCGCCGUGGAGACGCGGAAGGCCACCCCCAGAGACAAGGACAACGAUGGGGAUGGAGCAGUGGACACAGCAGGGUUGGACGACGCGGAGGGAGAGGAGGAGAGGGAGAUCGUCGAUGGCCUGGCAGACGAAGGAGACGCAGACGCCUCGGAUGCCAAGCGAAAAGACAAACAGGAGGAGGAGGUCGACUAUGACAGCGAGGAUGAGGACGGAGGCGAUGAUGCAGAGGAAAAAGAAGAUCAGGAGGAGGUGGAGGACAACGAGAAGAACGAAGACAUGGACGAGGUGAAGGAGUCUCAGUCCGAGGUUGAGGGAGCGAGAGUGGAGAAAAAGAGGAAGAAACGAGGAAAGAGUCCGGCGGGAGAGGACACCUCGUUUCAGAUGAGAGUGAACGCUGUUCUGGCGUCAAACUCGGCGAUCGAGAGCUACUGCUACGAUCGCAAACAUGGACUGUGGUGCGAGAUCAAUCUGGUCUUGCCAGUGAGCAAGGUGCAUUUCGACCUGACCUCAGUCCUGUCGUCACUGGCCCAGAACGCGGUCAUCAUGGAAACCACAGGCCUGACACGCUGCCUGCUGAGUGAAGCCACGACGAAAAAAGGAGAAAAAGAAACCGUUCUCAACACUGAGGGCAUCAACAUGCAUGAAAUGUUCAAGUACAGUGAUAUUUUGGACAUCAACAGGCUCUACUCUAAUGAGGUCCAUGCCAUGGCCAAGACCUAUGGGAUAGAGGUGGCUCUGAAGGUCAUAGAGAAGGAGAUCAAAGAUGUCUUCGGCGUCUAUGGUAUCGAGGUUGACCCCAGACAUCUGUCUCUGGUAGCGGACUACAUGUGUUUCGAAGGUGUAUAUAAGCCACUGAACCGGCACGCCAUCAGGUCCAACUCCUCUCCUCUGCAGCAGAUGACCUUCGAGACCAGCUAUAAAUUCCUCAAACAGGCUACCAUGCUGGGGUCACACGAUCAACUGGUUUCCCCCUCAGCCUGCCUGGUGGUGGGGAAGGUGGUCAAAGGUGGAACGGGACUAUUUGAACUAAAACAACCUCUGCAGUAGGUUAGCGGUGACUGUGGUCACAUAUGAAUGUGACGUAGGAUUUUGAACUGAACUAUUGCAACAUGCGAGAGCACAUGGAUGUAUACAGACACACACAACACUUCCUAUCUCAGUUUCCUACACACUGAGCUCUCACGCUGUCAAUUUGAGAGUUAAUGCAAUUUAGUGGUAAUCGAGUGACUUGGAUUUUUCUCCGAGGAUGAGUGAAAUCGCUGUAUCAUACUGUGUAAAAGGAUGCAGAGUGGAGUGGGAGUUUCCUGCAAAGAAAUUCAAUGCAACACACAAAAAAUAAAAUGUUCAAUUAUUUUUUAUUUGUAUUUAAUAAUAAAAAAUUAAAAGAAAUGUGUAA
Molecule: messenger RNA, 5523 nt
Organism: Mugil cephalus (flathead mullet)
Lineage: Eukaryota; Metazoa; Chordata; Actinopteri; Mugiliformes; Mugilidae
Gene: polr1a
Product: RNA polymerase I subunit A
Exons: 37
Coding region: 102-5174 (1690 amino acids)
Biological process (GO): DNA-templated transcription
Cellular component (GO): RNA polymerase I complex
Molecular function (GO): DNA-directed RNA polymerase activity; DNA binding
Source: RefSeq, a predicted model, not a curated record